Messenger RNA from Drosophila mojavensis, 1372 nucleotides. RefSeq lists its product as uncharacterized. The transcript is spliced from 2 exons. NCBI's taxonomy places the organism in Eukaryota, Metazoa, Arthropoda, Insecta, Diptera, Drosophilidae. The coding region runs from base 104 to 976 and encodes 290 amino acids. The record is from RefSeq and is a predicted model, not a curated record.
GUGAUUACGGUCACACUUAAAGCGGUGUCUCGCAGCUGGCUAGCAAACGGCAAAUGUUUGGAAAUGCAUUUCAUUCAGAUAUUAACAAUUGCUAAUUGAUAACAUGUCCAUAUCGGAACACCAUCGCUCAGGAUUGCGCGAUCUACUGUGUAAUGAGACAAAUAUACCCGUGCUGCUGCAACUGGCAAGGAGUGUAACAAAAAAUGUGUGCAGCAUCGAUGAGCCCGAAGAGGCUUUAGGUUACCUUAUAACACAGGUCGGCGACACACACAAACUGCUACAUAAACGACAUAUCACAAAAGAUUUGUUAUUUAGAUACCUGAACACACGUUUACCUGGCACCUCGACAGACUUCACAAAAGCCGAUUUGGUUAUGAAAAUAAUCCAGUAUUGGGACAAACAGUUAAAUGGGGCAGUUUCAAAAGCUCCGGACUCCACUCAUGCGGACGCACCCUUAAUGCAGAUAGCUAACGAACAGGACUACCCAAUACAUCUGAUGGCACGCAAAUUUGGUGAAUGGUUUUUCAACAAGUAUAAUUCUGAUAGCUUAAUUCUGUCCGAUCUCUGGAGCGAUGCAGCUCUGGAGAUGAAAGUCAUUGCGGAUGAUGGAGCCAGCGACUUUGAAUGUUGCAGCGCUGAGCAGGUGCUCGAAUGCCUAGUCAGAGCUAAACAGACAUUUGGCUUCUACUUCAAUCCUAACUUAUCGCAUUCUGGUGUCCAAGGACGCAUCGAUCCCUAUGGCCAGGUUAUCGUGCUCUGCUGUGGCACACUGCACUCAGCCGAACGCUCUGUGGGUGUAUUCGAGUGCGCCUUUGGACUACUGCGCGAUCCGAACGAAGGCAACAACUGGAAACCCAAGAAAUUCAAGUGUUUGCUGCGCAGCGAACUGAGUCCGCCUCGAUUACACACCUUGGAUGAAAGCAAGACGCUACAAUUAGCAUUAACUCUGCCCACGCCAACUGACGCACUUGACUAGGUGGCUUAAAUAAAGCUAUAGGACUAUGAAUAACCUAGAAUUAAGGCUGACUGAAUGAUAUUUAUUUGUUUAGAAUGUACUAAGCAACUAGUCUGUGAAUGAAAAUUUUCAGUUUUUUUUUCUAUCUGAAAUUUCUAAUUUCUUUUGUAUGCUAUCUAAAGUAUGUAAAUGCUGGCUCAACAUGAAAGUGAACCGAGAAUAUGUAUAUAUAUAUAUAACAUACAUAUAUUUAACAUGCCUAAUACAAAUCUGUGUAGUCAAUUUUUACGAACUUAUAAAGGUUGUUCAAUUCUGUCAGACUUAAAAUGUAGGAAUUCAUUUCUUCUUACUUGUAUUAAACAAAUUUAUAAGCUAAUGUCUAGGCUAAUAAAUGCUGACUAUAUUAUUGUAAAGUUA